Messenger RNA from Triplophysa rosa, 2175 nucleotides. It is a transcript of the gene srsf1a, whose product is annotated as serine and arginine rich splicing factor 1a. Gene Ontology annotation, cellular component: cytoplasm; nucleus; ribonucleoprotein complex. Gene Ontology annotation, molecular function: mRNA binding. The transcript has 5 exons. Lineage: Eukaryota; Metazoa; Chordata; Actinopteri; Cypriniformes; Nemacheilidae. The record is from RefSeq and is a predicted model, not a curated record. Bases 161 to 976 code for a protein of 271 amino acids.
CACCAUAACCCGCCGAUCAGUGAAUUUUCCCAGAUUACUCCGCAGCGGGUAAAGCGCGCCCGCUGAAGAGGAAGCGACUCACGCGGUUACAGAGGAACACGUUCUUCGUACGCGUGCAGCGCCGCGAACAAUAGAAGGUUAAAGCUGUAUUUCUACCGACAUGUCUGGUGGUGGUGUUAUCCGCGGCCCUGCUGGGAGCAAUGACUGCCGCAUUUAUGUGGGCAAUUUGCCUCCUGAUAUCCGCACUAAAGAUGUCGAAGACGUGUUUUAUAAGUAUGGGGCUAUUCGCGAUAUCGAUCUAAAAAACAGACGAGGUGGACCUCCAUUUGCCUUUGUCGAGUUUGAAGACCCCAGGGAUGCAGAAGAUGCCGUUUAUGCUCGGGAUGGCUAUGACUAUGAUGGUUAUCGGCUUCGAGUGGAGUUCCCAAGGAGUGGACGGGGUAUGGGGAGAGGAGGAGGGGGAGGUGGUGGUGGCGGCGGCGGAGGAGGUGGAGGAGGGGGAGGAGGAGGCGGCGGCGGCGGUGGUGGUGGUGGUUUUGGAGGUGGUGCUCCAAGGGGUAGAUACGGACCCCCAUCCAGACGUUCUGAGUACAGAGUAAUAGUUUCAGGUCUUCCACCAAGCGGUAGCUGGCAGGACUUGAAGGAUCACAUGCGUGAAGCAGGUGAUGUAUGUUAUGCUGACGUUUUCCGAGAUGGAACUGGCGUGGUGGAGUUUGUUCGUAAAGAAGACAUGACCUACGCUGUUCGAAAACUGGAUAACACAAAAUUCCGAUCGCAUGAGGGAGAAACCGCAUACAUUCGUGUGAAGGUGGAUGGUCCUCGCAGUCCAAGCUAUGGAAGAUCAAGGUCCAGAAGCCGCAGUCGCAGCAGGAGUCGCAGCCGCAGCAACAACCGCAGCCGUAGCUUCUCCCCACGGCGCAGCCGAGGAUCCCCGCAGUACUCUCCUCGCCAUAGCCGUUCUCGCUCUCGGUCCUAAACCGCUCCAGUGUCACCUGUCUGGUCAACUUUUUGGUGGAGCUGUUGACCCAUUUGUUUUUAGUCUUUACACAUCACAACCUAUGCUUUAGGUUUUUCCCUUUUUUUCAUGAGGCAUAUGUAUUGAAUGUUGUCUUCCCCUCCUUUUCUGGUCAUCCCCUUUUUUCCCCCACCCGUGGUCUUGUUUUUUACUUUUUAAUCAUGCAUUUUUAACUGAGUUGUCCCAUCCAUCUUUUUUCGUUUUUAAUAUGGAGUGGAAGUCUUUCAUAGACCAACCAAUGGGUUAUGUAAUGGCCCCCAAUAUUUUUGUAAAUGUCAAUGUCAAUUUUCUUGGGUAGUGGGUUCCACAGUAACUGUAUUUUAUGCCGUCUUCCUCUAGACAUGAUACCAAACUAAUGCUUUGUAAUAAAGGAUUAUUGAAUCCAUAUUUUGUUGUGGAAAAGGGUGAAUUAAAAAAAAUCCUGUUUCAAUAUUUCACUAGGAAAUUUAAAAAAAUCUUAGCCCACAGGACUAUUUGGUUUAACUCUCCAAAUUAUUCCGUAAUCAAGUGGCAUGUAUGUGGUGCAUACGUUUUCUUUUAAAUAAUCUAAAAUCACAAGACUGAGAUGACGAUUUAGGUUGAAAUUGUAAAAUGACAUUUAGGCGUAGUGUUAGGUAUUGUAGGAUGAUGUGUUUUGGCUUUAGCGCUAUAUGCAUGCAUCAAGAAAGGCAGGUUUGAGUGGAUUUGAUUCUAACUCUUUACCUCCUUUGUUUUGAUUUAGCUGGAAUUUUAAGGUUUGGAUUGGAGGAGAGGCUCAGUGGAACCUGGAUCACUGGGAUCAGUACAUAAUGAAGAUAGGGAUAGGGAAUGCUGGAUACAUGGAACAGGAUCAGAUGCCCCAGGAUCAUAGGAUUUUUAGGACCACAGUUGAAAAGUACCUCCCAGACCCCUUUAUUUUCACUUUACCGCAUUGGGAAGUUUAUACUUUCUGGCCCUUCAUUUUUAACACAUUGGAGGAGCAGAUGCUGGAGGAGUCAAUUGGAAUGGAAUCGACAGGAGCAGUAUGGUAAACUAAAAGUACGCUUGGGAUGGGUGGGGGUUUACUCAGGCAUUUUUAGAUUUGUACUCUCCUGUUAAUGGACAGAUCCUUUAACAUAAGAGUUUUGUUUCUUUUUAGUGAACAGGGUUUUGCAUUAAUAAAGGUUUUGUUGGUACAUAAA